This is a messenger RNA of Staurois parvus, 732 nucleotides long. The record is from the annotation of a GenBank genome assembly. Lineage: Eukaryota; Metazoa; Chordata; Amphibia; Anura; Ranidae.
AUGGCGGCGUCCGCAGUGAGGGUGCUGUUGGAGGGCUGCGGGCGGCUGUGCUCGGGAGGAAUCACUGGGAGGACUGUGGGCGGCCUGUCUGGUGUAAUACUUACUGUUCUGCGUAGAAGAACUCCAGAAAUCGGCUCUCUACAGCAGUGCACAUCAUUUCACUCAUCAGCAGCACGAAGAGGCCUUGAGGAGUUCUUUGAUGCCCCAGAUAAUUGGGGAGAGAAGUCAAUAAAGUCAGGUGAUUCGUGGACUGUUAAUCAGUUGAGAGGCAAAAGUAGUGAAGAUUUACACAAGCUUUGGUAUGUGCUAUUGAAAGAGAAGAACAUGUUGCUGACUUUAGAACAGGAGUCCAAACGACAGAGAGUAGCCAUGCCCAGUUCUGAUCGUCUCGACAAGGUAACAAAGUCCAUGGAGAAUCUUGACAGGGUAGUUACAGAAAGAGAGACUGCCCUUCGCCUCCUGCAGACUGGUCAGGAAAAAGCACGUCCAGGAGAAUGGAGGAAGGACUGCUUUGGGGAAACAACAUGGCACAGAUUUAAGGAGUGGCCAAUUCCUUGGUACAUAAAUAAACGUCACAGGAGAUCACAGUUUUUUGCACUGCCAUAUGUGGAACAUUAUAACAGGUUGAAAUUAGAAAAGGAGCUGCGAGCUAUAGCAAGAAAAAAAAAUGCAUCUAAAAAGAAACAACUUGAUCUAGAAAAGCGAUUUCCACAUAUAGCAAAAAAGUCUUGA